UCAGUCUCUGCGUUGCCCCGUCGCGUGUGCCGCCUCUGAGCACCUUGGCCUGUGACGAUGAGGUGGCGCUGAGCCUGCGCUGAGGUUUGUUGCUUUCUUCGGCGAUUCUUCCCUUUUUCUCGACAAGAUUUUCUCUUGUUUCCAAAAGUCGCCGGUGAAAAGCGAGAAGUUCUUGCCGGUGAUUUCCAGGAUUUUCCCCGUGGUGCAGACAGACCCGGCUCGAGACGACCGACACCGGCGGUGACCUCUGCACUUGUGACGGCGCUGCCUUCUGAGAAAAAGCGGCGAGAGAAGACACCAACGGUUGAUCGUCCGCGAACGCGACUGGUCGUUUUCUCUCGCUGUUCAAACGCGUGAUAAGAGGAAUCUACAGACCAUGCGUCGAAGCACUCCGAUGGAAUAAGCUUGAUGUCGUCGGAUGUUGAAAUCCUACACUUUCAGCUGAAAGGCUGAGCAAAGAAAACCUUGUCAAUCGGAACGUCAUUCCGGACGCAGACAGUCGAGAGGACCGAGUGUUUCCAAAAUUCCCCCUAAUUUUUCUUUUCUUGUGCACUUCAAAAGGCCCUCUUGAAGCAAAUUCCUUGUUACGCGUCUCUCCGCUGUUCCCGGCUGCCCUUCUCUCGUUCUCUCCCGCGCCACUGCUUCCAGUCUCCUCUUCAGCCGAAAGAAGCGAUUGAUCCCCGGGUCGCUUCGUUUUUCCCCGAGAGCUUGCUCACGCAUUUCAUCUCCGUGUCUUCUCUUCUUCUGCACACCGUUGGAGAGUCGCGCCGAUCGGAAGAAACAGAGGACUGGCAGACGACUCCUCCCCGUUUCUCCUCUCCUCUGUCAGGACUCACAUAUCAUCUACCUCUCGGACGUUCUUCUUCCUCUCCCUAUCUUAUCUCUCGCCUCUCUCCUCCCUUCGCUCUCUCCUCCCUUCGCUCUCUCCUCCCUUCUCUCUCUCCUCCCUUCUCUCUCUCCUCCCUUCGCUCUCUCCUCCCUUCUCUCUCUCCUCCCUUCGCUCUCUUUUCCUUUUCUCCCUGUUCCUUUUUCUUUCUUUUCCUUUUUCUUUCUUCUCUUCCUCCCUCCGUUUUCACACUGAGGCUCUUGAAGGAGCGACCGCCGACGCGGAAGCGCGCGUUCCAGUGAAGAGGAGUUUCUCCAGAGACUCGAAAGUCUCCCGAGCGCUCCAGCCGGGAGACAUGACGCGCUCGGCAUCGCGGCCUCGAGACGCAGCUGCAAUGGGAGACAGGGAAGUGGACGACGAUAAAAAGUACGAGGCCGAGCAGUCUCCGCCGACUCUUCCAAGAAGGUCGAAGGAGCUCGACUCUCAGAGCGAAGGCGAGAAGGAGAGAGAGGCGAUGUGCAGAGGCCAGCCUGGUGCGCAGACGAAGCCGGAGGCAGAGGCCGACAAGGGAGGGGAAGGAGAGGAGAGACUCGCCGCCGGCGAAAAGAGAGAGGCGCGCUGCGCGUCCUCGUCCGGGUCAACUGCUGCGGCGAGAGAUUCCAGAACAAAAUGCAAAGCCGGAACAAGCGUCGUGUGGGCCAAAGACGUGGAAGACGCCCUCGUUGCUGCAUGCGUCAAAGUCUUGAAUUACAGCGCGAGAAAAGACCUGGAGCGACGUACGCGCUCCGGAACUGGCACCGAGGAGAAAGGCCAUAUCGACUGCUACGACGACGCCCCCCGUCGGCACGAGCCGUCGAGCGAGUCGCAUUCGCAUGCAGCGCCGCCGCAAGCAAACACGCAUGCCGGUUCCUGCAGUGACAAAGACUCUUCGAAAGACUCGUCCAAAGAGUCUCCUCACUCCCACAAAAAAGCCUCGGAGGUUUCACGCUGCUAUCAGAGUCCUUGCGGCUGUCCUUCUCAUUCUCCUGCUGCUGCCGGUUGCUCUUCUUCGUCUACUGCGGUGUGCGGCGAGUUUCCCCAUCCUCCGGUGUAUCGGUUUCAGAAGGACGGAGAAGACGGCAUUGGAGCAAUGCUGGAUGAAUGGACCUCUCUCGAGAAGCUGCGGGAAAUCGCGGGGCCUGUCGCGGAGAGGGCAGCGACUGUCUACGACAAUGUGAAGGCCAAAGGCGAAGCAGAAGGAUUCGAGCUGUCGGACGCGGAGGAGAAGCAGCUGAGACACGAUGUGCUUAAGGAGGCUCUGAUUCGCGAAAUUUACUCACGGAUCUGCACAGAGCUUCGGCGCGAGCGGCUGCGCGAUUGCCGAGAAGGUGGACUGUUGGCAAAUCCGAAGGGAUAUCGCGAAGGGCCACUGAGCUUCUUGACAAACGAAACUGUCCACGACCUGAUGAAGAAAGGCUUUGCUGUCCAGCGCGGCUUCCUCGGGGAAAAGAUGCGUCAAAAGAUCUGGAAAGAGACAGAGCUGCUGGAGUUCGACGGGCGUUUCAACGAGGUGUUCUCUCAGUCGCUGCACGACCUGCGAUCGGACUACAUGUGCUGGAUGAGUGCCUCGGAUCUUGAUCGCGAGACUCAACAGGGCCUCUGGCAGCUCUUCAAAGCGAUGCAGGCGCUGCCUUUUGAGCUGAACAAAAAGGCGUCUCUCUGUCUGCAAGUUUCCUGGGUCUUUCAAAUGGCCAUGUUUCGCGCAGACGGCGCCUUCUACAAGAAGCACAUCGACGCGGGAUACGACCCUGCUCUCGACAAUGGAAGAAAAGUCACAGCGAUCUACUAUCCGAAUCCUCCAGAUUGGGAGGCAAAAGACGGCGGCUUCCUGCGCAUCUAUCCACGCCGGCGAAAGGACAUUCAGUUGCAGGAAGACUCAGCUGCAGGCCCUGCAGACGCGGAGCCUUUGGUGGACAUCAAACCGCUCGGAGACACUCUCGUCCUUUUUCGGAGUCGCGAUAUGCCUCACGAGGUGCUUCCUUGUCAUCGCAAGCGGUUCGCCAUCUCUCUUUGGAUGACAGGUCCAGCCGGUCCUGGGGACGACGUUUGAAGCUUCCACUUUCGUCUUUCUUGUGCAACUUCUCCCCUCGUUUUUCAGCGCCUUCCGACUUCUCUUGCCGCUCUCUUUGCCGUUCUUCUUUGUGUGGCGUUUUUCGUUUUUCUCCCCUCUUUCGCUCUGUGACUGUGGCCGCUCUCGUCGUCCCCUUCUGCUUCGGCGACUCUUCUCUCAUCUCGCUUGUUUCCGAACUCGUUCCUCCUCGCUGUUGCUUUUCUGCUCGCCCCGUUCCGGGUCGUUCCCUGUGGUGGCUUCUGUCGUCUCUUCGCGGGCAAGGUGCCUCUCUCAAAGGCUUCUAUGCUUUUCAACAAGAGAAAAAGUUUGACUCCACAGAAAACGACACAAACUCGAAACGCGCAGCCAAUCGCUUAGCCUACAGUUCCCACAAACAGCUUGUGAAAUGUACAGUCAGAGCAUGUAACGGACCAGACGCGCGUUUCUCGGCUGACUUCGCGAAAUUUCUACUCGUCUUCGCGGAUGUCCUUCCUGCUGCGGAAGAGGUCUCCUCGUCUCCGCUACACACACCAUCCUAGCCUUGUCUCUUUCCGACCCCGCAGUUUCCCUCUCCAUCGAUCUCUCUCCUCAGAUCUGCGAGUGUCUGUAUGCGUCGCGCCCUUCCAGAUGUGUGCUCCGAAACGCAGAAAAUGGCAUGUACCUCUACAUGCAUG
Messenger RNA from Toxoplasma gondii ME49, 3589 nucleotides. Its product is annotated as hypoxia- inducible factor prolyl hydroxylase (phd2), putative. The coding region runs from base 1182 to 2915 and encodes 577 amino acids. The transcript is spliced from 11 exons. Gene Ontology annotation, biological process: cellular response to hypoxia. Gene Ontology annotation, molecular function: peptidyl-proline dioxygenase activity; ferrous iron binding; L-ascorbic acid binding. Lineage: Eukaryota; Apicomplexa; Conoidasida; Eucoccidiorida; Sarcocystidae. The record is from RefSeq and is a predicted model, not a curated record.